AAUGUAUUCUGCUAUGCGAUCGAUAAGAAAGCGACAAAAAUAUUCCAUCAACAAAUGCAAAACCUAUCCGAAUGUUUUUCGAAUGUUCAUUUAACAGCAAUUGAAUACGAAGUGGAUAGUGCUGGUCACAAUAUGGACAGAAGUUACUUGGAAUGCUUGAAACUGAUACGAAAACUAACCAACUGGAAAUACGCUAUUUUAUUGCAGAAUUACGAUAUUCCGUUGAAGACAAAUCACGAAAUGGCCGCAAUAUUGAGAGCGUUAAAUGGCAGCAACGACGUCAGCGUUAGCAAGCCAUUUUCACAUCGAAUCCCAAGAUAUAAGGAUUGGAGCUACGAAGCACUUCACCUUUUCAAAGAUUCCAACCAAAAUGACAAUAGAACAUUGAGGAUCGCAAAAGGAAGUACGGCUGCGACUCUGUCACGACCUUUCGUCGAAUUCAUUAUUGAUAAGCUCAAUUUGACGAUUCUUUUGAAACGUUUCGAUAGUAUUCGGUAUGGUGGCGACGAAAUGCUGAUGGCUUCGCUCAAUUCGGACGAUUUUCUUGGUGAUUCACUUAACAAGUUCUUGUUUCUUGAUCAUGUCUCUUAUAUCACCAGGUACACAGUCUGGGGAUGGUCGCGUUUACCGUGUAAGAGCAGACGUUAUCGGCAUGGAGUUUGUGUGUUCGGUGUUGAGGAUCUAAAGACUUUACGGCACUCGCAUCAUUUAUUCGCCAAUAAGAUGAUGCCUGAAAUGGACUAUUCGGCUGUUUCUUGCUGGGCAAAGCAACUGCGCAGCAGAACCACUCAUCGUCCAAGUGCCCACAAUCAUACUAUUGAUCUCAAUUUCUACGCAAAUCUGCCAACCGUUCAAUUCAAUAAUAACAGACCAAAAUGGCGCAGCAAUUUAGAAGCGUUCAAUUGUACUGGUUGA
Molecule: messenger RNA, 915 nt
Organism: Anisakis simplex (herring worm)
Lineage: Eukaryota; Metazoa; Nematoda; Chromadorea; Rhabditida; Anisakidae
Source: the annotation of a GenBank genome assembly